Messenger RNA from Dalotia coriaria, 1667 nucleotides. RefSeq names its product Hormone-receptor-like in 78 (gene Hr78). The coding region runs from base 1 to 1398 and encodes 465 amino acids. The transcript is spliced from 4 exons. Gene Ontology annotation, biological process: cell differentiation; anatomical structure development; regulation of transcription by RNA polymerase II. The record is from RefSeq and is a predicted model, not a curated record. NCBI's taxonomy places the organism in Eukaryota, Metazoa, Arthropoda, Insecta, Coleoptera, Staphylinidae. Gene Ontology annotation, molecular function: RNA polymerase II cis-regulatory region sequence-specific DNA binding; nuclear receptor activity; zinc ion binding.
AUGGAAGUAAAGGUGGAGGCGGCCACCGCCGCCGGCCUCUGCCUCAGCGCCGAGUUGUGCGUGGUGUGUGGCGACCGUGCCUCCGGGCGGCACUACGGCGCCGUCAGCUGCGAGGGUUGCAAGGGUUUCUUCAAACGCUCCAUUCGCAAGCAGCUUGGCUAUCAAUGUCGCGGCGCAAAGAACUGCGAGGUCACCAAGCAUCAUCGAAACCGCUGUCAGUACUGCCGCCUACAGAAAUGCCUCGCUUGUGGCAUGCGCACCGAUUCAGUCCAACAUGAAAGGAAACCAAUUGUGGACAAGAAGGAAUUCUCGCCUGCACGUCCAUCUGCGUACAGUCCAGGCCUAUCUAGAAUAUUUUUCCGAAAAGAUCUUACUGUUGAACCACCCCAACAUCAACCACCACCAAUGACCACCAAUAGUGAUCUCAAUUUUAGCUCACUCCUUACUAAAUUGAAUGUUCAUCUACCAGAGAUACACCACAUGUCUCCUAGCCAAGCAAGCAUAGAAGAUGAGGCAUCCCUAGAUGAUGGAGACAAUGCAGACCUGACUGAAGCCCUAUCAGCAGCCAGAGAUAAACAGUUGAUAGCUCUAGCUUUAGAUACAAUGGCGCGCGUGCAAUGUUUAGACUCGCCUUCACAUGAAGCUCCCAUACCUAGAAUGCCUGCAGUGGAUGAUAAUGGACCACUGCUGCAUGACUAUCACAUGCGUUUUCAAGUGCAAAUACCCGGACCAGUUCCAGCUUAUCUCAAUGCGCAUUAUGUCUGUGAGAGUGGAUCUAGGUUACUUUUCACUUCUGUGCAUUGGGCUGCUAGUAUUCCAGCAUUUCAAUCAUUAAGUGUUGAAAUACAAGUUUCUUUGAUAAGAAACUGUUGGAGUGACUUGUUUGCUCUGGGUCUUGCACAAACAUCACGUUCGCUUCCGCUGUCGAUGAUUUUAGCUGCCCUGGUGGCGCACCUUCAUGGAUCUAUUGCGCAGGAUCGUCUUCCGGCGACCCGUGUUAAACUCCUGGCUGAACACCUUGUGCGUUUACAAGAUUUCGUUGCUAGCAUGCAACGUCUGCAUGUUGAUGACAAUGAAUAUGCUUACCUAAAGGCACUGGUUGUAUUCUCCGCCGAUGCCGUUGAAGGUAGACUUGAAAGAUUGCAGGAGAGAGCAGUCCAAGGUUUAAGAGCCCACUUAUCACGUAAAUGCGAUGAUGGUGAGCGUUUCUCCAAGUUGUUGCUACGCCUACCGCCAUUGCGUGCGUUCGAAGCGCAGGUUAUCGAAGAACUCUUCUUUUCGGCACAGUUAGGCCCAGUGCAGAUUGAAAGUGUGGUGCCUUAUAUUUUACGGAUGUCGCCAACAGGCGCGCAUUCUGCUCGGCAAGUGAAGACCGAGCAACAAGUGGAGUUUAAUUGAUGACGCUCCUAUUUUGACCCAAGUUGUACUUAAACUUAAAGUCUUUGUAUUCCUAGUCUGCUCCCAAACCCACAGAUAUUUGAAUUUCACACGCGUUUCACAUUUCCCAGUUUGUGUCUGGAUCUUUUCUUGUUUAGUUAGGUUUGUGUAUUUUUAUGUUAAAGAGUAUUGCAAUGUAUUUAUAUGUGAUUAAUGAUGUAGAACUAAGUGUAUAUUGCAGGUGAAUGCGAUAUAUGCAAAUAAAUUAAUAAAAAUCCUAUUUUAUAAAA